AUGUCGUCGGACUACACCUAUGAUGAGCAGGGUCAAUUCUUCCCCUUCUUCAUCCUCACCUUGACCGGCUUGGUUACCCUCCCUCUCACCUACAACCUUCUACGACCGAGCAAAGAGCUCGAGAACACCGCUCCCCGCAUCAAGUCCGACUUCAAACCGGAACAUGCCGAUCUUAUUGACGCGCAGAAGCGCAAGCGCCUGCGCAAGGAGCGCCGAAUCAAGCGCAUCGUCACUGUCAUUCUCGGAUACGCCGUAAUGGCGUGGAUGGUGUAUUUGAUCGUUGUCACAGCCAGAACCGUGGUCAAGGCUUACGACCCUUAUGAUAUUUUGGGCGUCUCGAGGAGCGCCGACGAGAAAGCUAUCUCCCGACACUACAAGCGCAUGUCGCUGGUUUACCACCCCGAUAAAAUUCGCCCCGACCCCGCCAAAAAUGAGACCAUGGAGACGCUCAACGAGCGCUUCGUCGAGCUGACCAAGGCCUACAAGGCUCUCACUGACGAGGAGGUGCGCAACAACUACCUGCAAUUCGGACAUCCCGACGGCAAGCAGAGCUUCAGCAUUGGUAUCGCUCUUCCCCAGUUCAUUGUCAUGGAUGGCAAUGGCAAGUAUGUUCUCUUGGUUUACGGUGCCCUCCUGGGUGUGCUUCUGCCGUACAUUGUCGGCAAGUGGUGGUAUGGAUCCCAGCGCUACACCAAGGAGCGCGUUCUUGUUGCCAGCGCCGGAAACAUCUUCCGCGAGUACAAGGACGACAUUACCGAAGGUGGCAUUGUUGGCGCUUUGUCGUCCGGUGAAGAAUUCAAGGAUAUGCUGAAGGGCGCCCAGGCCGAGUCUGGGCUCGCUAAGCUGGAGAAGCGGGUGCUGGCAGAUGAUAACUCGUUCCUUUCUGCCAAGGACCGUGAAGCUCUGAAGCUCUCGGACAGCUCCUCGCGCCGCAAGGCUCUGGCUUUGCUCUGGGCUUAUCUUGGCCGUAUCGAUCUUGGCGAUGCAUCCCUCGAUGCUGAAAAAUAUGAGGCCGCUCCUGUCGCUCUCUCCCUCACUGAAGCUUUCACUGCUAUUGCUCUCGCAUUUGGCAACCUCGGACCCAUCGUUGGUGCUUUCAAAACUUCCCAGAACCUCAUCCAGGCCGUGUCUCCGGGCUCUUCUCCCCUCCUUCAACUUCCCAACUUCACCGACGCUGUUGUCAAGUCCGUGGAGGGCGAAGACUCCAAGGAGCACCUCACCAUCCAAAAGUACAUGGAACUUCCCGAGGCUCAGCGCCGCAGUCUGACCGUUGGCGCCGGUCUCCUCACUGAUAAGCAAUACACCGACGCCAUCACCGUCGCCAAGCAGCUCCCCGUUCUCCAACCGGAGAGAAUUUUCUUCAAGGUUAUGGGCGAGAAGGUCAUCACCCCCAGCAGUCUGGUACAGCUGGUAGUCAAGGCGCGCUUCAUUCCUCCCGGCAGCACAUCCGUGCCCCCUGUGAACCCCUCCGAUCUUGAGGACAUUGAUCCCGACGAGGACGACCUCGAGGCCCUGAUGGGACGCAAACCAGCCAAGAACCGUGCCACCAAGACGGAGGACGGCAAGAAGGUCGAGUCCAAGAUCGAGACCAUCCAACCCCCUCUCGCGCACGCCCCGUACCUGGCUCGCGACCACUCCCCUCGCUGGAACAUCUUCCUGGCAGACGCCAAGCAGGGUAAGAUGGCCGUGCCCCCCUUCACAUUCACCACAUUCGACAAGCCGAUCUUCGACGAGGCCGGCAAGCCGACCUACAACGUCCAGACCCUCAAGAUGCAGUUCCAGGCGCCCCCACAGGUCGGCGACUUCACCUUCGUCCUCCACAUGCUCUGUGAUAGCUACAUGGGCCUCGACAACACAGCACAGAUCACCUUGCACAUUGACGAUCCCGCCAAGGCCGUGUCUUUGGAAGAGGAGGACGACAUCAGCGAGCCCGACGAGGACUCCAUUGCCGGCCAGAUGCAAGCCAUCAAGACCGGACAAGCGCCCAAGAAGAAGGCCAAGGAUUCCGACGACUCCAGUGAGAGUGACACCGACGGCGACGCGGGCGAUACCAGCGAUACCGACACGGAGACGGAAGACGAGGAUUGA
Penicillium olsonii is the source of this 2088-nucleotide messenger RNA. Lineage: Eukaryota; Fungi; Ascomycota; Eurotiomycetes; Eurotiales; Aspergillaceae. The record is from the annotation of a GenBank genome assembly.